Messenger RNA from Salvia splendens (bonfire salvia), 959 nucleotides. RefSeq lists its product as uncharacterized. Gene Ontology annotation, cellular component: cytosol. The record is from RefSeq and is a predicted model, not a curated record. The coding region runs from base 21 to 806 and encodes 261 amino acids. The transcript has 7 exons. Lineage: Eukaryota; Viridiplantae; Streptophyta; Magnoliopsida; Lamiales; Lamiaceae.
GUGCUUUGCUUGUUGCUAUAAUGGAUAUCACUGCAAAUCUUUCUGCAGCUACGCAGCAGAAGCUAUCGUUCCCGAACAAGCAUGGCGAGAAACUUGUUGGCAUACUCCACGACACCGGCUCUCCAUACCUUGUAAUUCUCUGCCAUGGUUGUCGAUCCUCAAAGAAUGACAAAAUCUUGGUGAGUAUUGCUGCUGCUCUAGAAAAAGAAGGAAUCAGUGCUUUUCGUUUGGAUUUCUCCGGAAACGGGGAAAGUGAAGGUGAUCUCCAGUUGGGUAGCUACUCAAAAGAGGUUGAAGACAUAAGAUCUGCGGUCGAGUAUUUCACUGGUUCAAAGCGCUCACCAAUUGCAGUUCUUGGUCACAGUAAAGGUGGGGAUGCCGUCAUUCUGUAUGCAUGCAAGUAUCACGAUUUACCUGCCAUGGUAAAUCUUUCUAGUCCUUGUUUUCUCAAAAGCGGAAUGGAGGAAGUGUUCGGUAAAGAUAUCGGGGACAAACUCAAGAAGGAUGCAUCUGUGGAUGCUAAAUCCAAGACAGAAGAAAGCGUGGCAGAGGGACUCAAUACAGACAUGAGCGACACUCUCGUUCCAAUUGAUGCGAACUGCAGGGUGCUGACAGUGCACGGGGAUGCUGAUGAUGUUAUCCCGGUUGAGAGAGCAAAAGAGUUCGCCAAGAUGGUACGGAACCACCAGCUGAUAAUCAUACCAGGAGCCAAUCAUGGGUACACUUCACAGCACGAAGAGAUGGUCGCAGCUGUUCUGCCUUUCCUCAAGGAAUACAUGAGCUGCGAAGAAAGCCCCUCCAAUUAGGUUGAUCAUGUGGAGAGUGGAGUGCAGUGACCGAUCCAACAGUGCAAUGAACAAGUCCUGCUAAUGAAUAAUGCACCAUCCUAUGUUUAUGUUUGCCUGCUUCCAUGAAAAGACUUGUGCAAGUUUGAACUUUCUAAAUUUCAAGACAAGAGG